GUGAGGGACAGCCUGUCGUUGGAACAGAAGUUUAAGGGGUAACAGCAAGGAACGGUAAACAGUGGAUCCUACAUCAUCGUUGGUCACAAGGCAGGGGUCAAACCAAUCCUGUUUACGUCAGUCGAGAAACAUCCUUAAGAGAAGUGCCGGCCAGCUGUCGUCAGGUUGUUUAGAGACGUUUGGUUGCUGCUUCGGACGCUCUCGUUCCCCAGCGCGGUGAUGCGGGGCCCGUAUGUGUGUGCGCUGGUGCUGCUGGUGCUGCAGCUCCCGGGCUUCUGUGUGGCUCAGUUCCCCCGGCUGUGUGCCACCUCGGAGGCCCUGAGGACCAAGGAGUGCUGCCCGGCGUGGCAGGGCGACGGCUCGGCCUGCGGGGCCAUGUCCGGCCGGGGCUUCUGCGCGGAGGUGGAGGUGUCGGAGGAGCCGUGGGGGCCCCAGUACCCCCACAGAGGCAUCGACGACAGGGAGCGAUGGCCACUGGCCUUCUUCAACCGCACGUGCCGGUGCGCCGGGAACUACGACGGCUUUAACUGCGGCGAGUGCCGCUUCGGCUACCGGGGCCCCGGCUGCGGCGAGUUCCGGGAGUCGGUGCGGCCCAACAUCCUGAGUCUGUCGGUCGCCGAGCAACAGAGGUUCAUCUCUUACCUGAACCUGGCCAAGAACACGGUCAACCCCGACUACGUGAUCACCACGGGGACCAGGGCGGAGAUGGGCGUGGACGGGGAGAACCCCAUGUUCUCCGACGUCAACACCUACGACCUGUUUGUCUGGAUCCACUACUACGUGUCGCGGGACGCCUUCCUGGGCGGGCCGGGGAACGUGUGGCGGGACAUCGACUUCGCCCACGAGUCGGCCGCCUUCCUGCCCUGGCACCGAGUCUUCCUGCUGCUCUGGGAGCACGAGAUCCAGAAGAUCACGGGGGACUUCAACUUCACCAUCCCGUACUGGGACUGGAGGGACGCGCAGGCCUGCGACGUGUGCACCGACGCACUGAUGGGCGGCCGCAGCAGCCUCAACCCCAACCUGAUCAGCCCCGCCUCAGUGUUCUCCUCCUGGAAGGUCAUAUGCACCCAACCAGAGGAGUACAACACACAGGAGACGCUUUGCAAAGCCAACGGCGAGGGGCCUUUGCUGCGCAACCCAGGCAACCACGACCCAGGGCGCGUGACCCGCCUCCCCACCUCGGCGGACGUGGACGCGGUGGUCGGCCUGACCGAGUACGAGACCGACACCCUCGACCGCUUCGCCAACGGGAGCUUCAGGAACGCAUUGGAAGGUUUUGCCAACCCAGAGACCGGCAUGGCCAUCACCGGCCAGAGCACCAUGCACAACUCCUUACACAUGUUCAUGAACGGUUCCAUGUCUUCUGUCCAGGGCUCUGCCAACGACCCAAUCUUUCUCCUGCACCAUGCAUUCAUUGACAGUAUCUUUGAGCGCUGGCUGAGGACCCACACACCCCCCCGCACCCUCUAACCCCGAACCAACGCCCCCAUCGGACACAACGACGGCUACUACAUGGUGCCCUUCCUGUCUCUCUACCGGAACGGGGACUACUUCGUGACCAACAAGGUUCUGGGAUAUGAAUACGCCUAUCUGAUGGACCCUGGCCAGAGGUUUGUCCAGGAGUUCCUGACCCCCUACCUUCAGCAGGCCCAGAACAUCUGGCAGUGGCUCUUGGGUGCUGGGAUCCUGGGUGCACUGAUCGCUACCCUGGUCGCCGCAGUUGUCGUCGUGGCGAUCAGGAGGAGGAAACGGAGUAACAGGAGGAAGCUGCAGUCCAUCUACGGCGAGAGGCAGCCGCUCCUGAACAGCAGCUCAGAGGAGGGGUCCGCGUCGUACCAGACCACCAUGUAGCGUGGCCGUUUGGACACACACACACACACACACACACACACACACACACACACACACACACACACACACACACACACACACACACACACACACACACACACUCACACAAACGUAUGCAAGCAGUACAUACUUGUGUCAAUGUGCACACCCCAUAGAGAGAACACCUCAUUGGCCAUUAGUGGGAAAUGAUUCAGUGCACUUAUGCACGCCAUUAAAGGGUUAAUUUCCCAAUGGCGCAAGCAGAUAAAAAUAGACCAAAUUCGAAUCCAUCUUUUCCCUAAAAGGCUAUUACUACUGCAAUUGGCAACCUUAGUUAGUUCCUACUGAGAGUGACAGAUCACGAGAAGAUUGGGUUUCUUAAAUAUGCAAUUUACUGGCACCACCAAGGAGAUUUAACACAUCCUAAAAGCACAUCCAAAGUGAGGAUUUUAUAGUUCCACCAUUUUACCAAAAGGUGACCUUUCCUCGCUGACUUUUUUUUUGACUCUCUUUAGUUUCAGUAAUUUAUUAUUUUUGUUUUCCUUUUAUUUUGACUCGGUUCCAAGAGGAUCCCUCCGAUAUCUCCUGUAAGUCUCCUGAGAUGCAGUGACCCUGAUUGAACUGAAUAAUGAUUUAAAUGAAAGAACUCAAGUACAAAUCACAAAGGAUGUGCUAUAUUUUCACUGGUGGCUAGCCGGUAAACUCUAGUACCUACCUGACCCUGACCACCAGGAGGCUCUCUGACUAAUGUUAUUAUCCAACUGCCUAAGUCCAUGAACCACCGCUGCUAUUCAAUUUGAAUUGUAAGAAGAAAAUGAACUAUGAACGACCGUAUCUCGUCCGUGAGCGAGAUGCUCACCCUCAUAUCAUCAGUAAAGUAAGACUCCAUUGCAUCUCAACGAUCCUACUUCUUUGGACGAGCAAUAAAGUUGAUCCGAGUCUAUCUUUCUUUGUGGUCUUCACCCGACUGAUUGCUGCUCAUUGUAAACUAAAGCCAAUUCCUGUGGAGAAACACAACGAGGCUUUGG
Molecule: messenger RNA, 2858 nt
Organism: Gadus chalcogrammus (walleye pollock)
Lineage: Eukaryota; Metazoa; Chordata; Actinopteri; Gadiformes; Gadidae
Gene: tyr
Product: tyrosinase
Exons: 5
Biological process (GO): melanin biosynthetic process; pigmentation
Molecular function (GO): tyrosinase activity
Source: RefSeq, a predicted model, not a curated record